This is a messenger RNA of Euleptes europaea (tarantolino), 1815 nucleotides long. RefSeq names its product polypeptide N-acetylgalactosaminyltransferase 2 (gene GALNT2). The transcript is spliced from 16 exons. NCBI's taxonomy places the organism in Eukaryota, Metazoa, Chordata, Lepidosauria, Squamata, Sphaerodactylidae. The record is from RefSeq and is a predicted model, not a curated record. The coding region runs from base 86 to 1783 and encodes 565 amino acids. Gene Ontology annotation, cellular component: Golgi apparatus.
GGCGGCGGAGGCAGCGCCUGCUGCCCGUUUCCUGCUGGCCUGGCGGCGGCUGGUGCCGCUGCUGCAGCGCUGGGCGGGCGGGAGGAUGCGGCGCCGCUCCCGGAUGCUGUUCUGCUUCGCCUUCCUCUGGGUGCUGGGCAUCGCCUACUACAUGUACUCGGGGGGGAGCGCCGCGCUCGCCGGGGGCGGCAAGAAGAAGUUCCAAAAUAGCAUUGCAUUAAAUAAGGAAGAUCAGCGCAAUAACAUUGGGGAUGAAAAGUCACAAGGCAUGGAAACCCUUCCACCAGGAAAAGUUAGGUGGCAGGACUUCAACCAAGAAGCUUAUAUUGGGGUCACUAUGGUCAGAGCUGGACAAGACCCAUAUGCUCGUAAUAAGUUUAAUCAAGUGGAGAGUGAUAAGUUGCAAAUGGACAGAAGUGUUCCAGACACUCGGCAUGAUCAGUGUCAGAGAAAACAGUGGCGGAUAGAUUUGCCAGCUACUAGCGUGGUAAUCACUUUUCACAAUGAGGCAAGAUCAGCUUUGCUUCGCACGGUGGUCAGUGUUCUCAAAAAAAGUCCGUCACAUCUUAUCAAAGAGAUCAUAUUGGUGGAUGACUACAGCAAUGACCCUGAGGAUGGUGCUCUUCUGGGUAAAAUUGAGAAAGUGCGGGUCCUGAGAAAUGACCGCCGGGAAGGCUUGAUGCGCUCUCGGGUUCGAGGUGCAGAUGCAGCGCAGGCUAAAGUAUUGACGUUCUUGGAUAGUCACUGUGAAUGCAACGAGCACUGGCUGGAACCUCUUCUGGAGAGAGUAGCUGAGGACAAGACCAGAGUUGUUUCUCCUAUAAUUGAUGUAAUUAAUAUGGACAACUUCCAGUACGUGGGGGCGUCAGCUGAUUUAAAAGGCGGCUUUGAUUGGAAUUUGGUAUUCAAAUGGGAUUACAUGACACCAGAGCAAAGAAGAGCGCGGCAAGGAAACCCAGUUGCUCCCAUAAAAACACCAAUGAUCGCUGGUGGACUCUUUGUGAUGGACAAACUUUAUUUUGAAGAGCUAGGAAAGUAUGAUAUGAUGAUGGAUGUAUGGGGUGGAGAAAAUCUAGAGAUUUCAUUCCGUGUGUGGCAGUGUGGUGGGAGCCUUGAAAUAAUCCCCUGCAGCAGGGUUGGCCACGUGUUCCGCAAGCAACAUCCUUAUACCUUCCCUGGAGGAAGUGGUACGGUUUUUGCAAGAAAUACACGGAGGGCAGCAGAAGUCUGGAUGGAUGAAUACAAAAAUUUCUAUUACGCAGCAGUGCCUUCAGCCAGAAACGUACCUUAUGGCAAUAUUCAAAGCCGAACGGAGCUGAGAAAGAGACUUAACUGCAAACCAUUCAAGUGGUAUCUUGAAAAAGUGUAUCCGGAAUUAAGGGUACCUGAUCACCAAGAUAUUGCUUUUGGGGCCUUGCAGCAAGGAACCAAUUGCCUUGACACUUUAGGCCAUUUUGCAGAUGGCGUGGUUGGCGUUUACGAAUGUCAUAAUGCUGGGGGGAACCAGGAAUGGGCCUUAACAAAGGACAAGUCAGUGAAACAUAUGGAUUUGUGCCUUACAGUUGUGGAUCGAGCUCCUGGCUCACUCAUAAAGCUUCAAGGCUGCAGGGAAAAUGACAGUAGACAGAAAUGGGAACAAAUCGAAAGCAACGCCAAGCUGAGGCACGUGGGCAGUAACCUGUGUCUAGACAGCCGAAAUGCCAAAAACGGUGGCCUGACUGUUGAGGUCUGCAAUCCAUCGCUGUCCCAGCAAUGGAAAUUCACACUUAAUCUGCAGCAGUAGAAGGGCCGGCGCACAAGAACUGUCCCACUCCC